GCCUGCCCAGCCCAGCCCGGCCCGGCCCGGCACGGCCCGGCCCCGCCGGCCCCGGGCUGGCGGAGGGAGGCAGCGGGCACCCAGCCGCGGGGCCCCGGCCAGCCCCGCCGCCCUCCUCGGGGGGGCUCGGAGGGGGCUCGGCUCUCCUAGCUGCCCCCCAGCCCCUGGCAGGAUGUUGCCCCCCUCCCGGACCCAGCUGGGGCUCUUCUUCAUCCUCCUCUGCCCCGCCAACAUCAUCGGGCUCUGGUGGGCAGUGGGGAGCCCCCUGGUCAUGGACCCCAACAGCAUCUGCCGCAAGACGAAGCGGCUGGCGGGGAAGCAGGCGGAGCUGUGCCAGCUGGAGCCGGAGAUCGUGCAGGAGGUGGCCAAGGGCACCAAGCUGGGCGUGCGGGAGUGCCAGUACCAGUUCCGCUUCCGCCGCUGGAACUGCACCAGCCACAGCAAGUACUUCGGCAAGAUCCUGCAGCAGGAUAUCCGAGAGACAGCCUUCGUGUACGCCAUCACGGCGGCCGGCGUCAGCCACGCCAUCACGCAGGCCUGCAGCAUGGGCGAGCUGCUGCAGUGCGGCUGCGAGCUGACCCGCAGCCGGGCCCCCCCCUCGCCCACGGCGGGGCCGGGCACCGAGGGCACGGCCUGGGAGUGGGGGGGCUGCGGGGACGACGUGCAGUUCGGCUACGAGAAGUCCCAGCAGUUCAUGGACGCCAAGAGCAAGAAAGGGAAAAACGACAUCCGCGCCCUCAUCGACCUGCACAACAACGAAGCCGGGCGCUUGGCGGUGCGCAGCUACAUGAGGACAGAGUGCAAAUGCCACGGGCUGUCGGGCUCCUGCACCCUGCGGACCUGCUGGCGGAAGAUGCCCCAUUUCCGCGAGGUGGGGGACCGCCUGCUGGAGCGCUUCAACGGCGCCUUCAAGGUGAUGGGGGGCAACGACGGGAAGACCCUCAUCCCGGUGGGGGACAACAUCAAGCCCCCCGACAAGCAGGACCUCAUCUACUCGGCCGACUCGCCCGACUUCUGCUCGGCCAACCGCAAGACGGGCUCGCUGGGCACGCGGGGCCGCGUCUGCAACAGCACGGCCAUGGACACGAGCGGCUGCGACCUGCUGUGCUGCGGCCGCGGGCACCGCGACGAGACCGUGGUGCUGGAGGAGAACUGCCUCUGCCGCUUCCACUGGUGCUGCGUGGUGCAGUGCCGCAAGUGCUCCGUCCGCCAGGAGCUCAGCCUCUGUGUCUGACGGCCUCCGCCACCCCGCUGCCACCCCGCCGGUCCCCAUCGGGUGAGGACGCUUCGGGGGCCACCCCCCGGGAUCGUGCCGCGGGCGUGCUGCAGCCCUGGGACACGGAGAGGUGACCCGGUGGGUCCCGGAGAGCAGGCUGGGCUGGCGGAUGGGGAGCCCAGCUCUGCGGGCGGGAUGUUCCCGCUGCCUGGGGAUACUGCGGGGCUGCCCGGCAUCCCCACGGCCCCUCGGGGGGGCUGCGGGUGCAGAGCUUCCACUAAUAAAGCUAUUUAAAGCC
Molecule: messenger RNA, 1514 nt
Organism: Cygnus olor (mute swan)
Lineage: Eukaryota; Metazoa; Chordata; Aves; Anseriformes; Anatidae
Gene: WNT6
Product: Wnt family member 6
Exons: 4
Coding region: 173-1234 (353 amino acids)
Biological process (GO): canonical Wnt signaling pathway; neuron differentiation; cell fate commitment
Cellular component (GO): extracellular region
Molecular function (GO): frizzled binding; cytokine activity
Source: RefSeq, a predicted model, not a curated record